Cucurbita moschata (crookneck pumpkin) is the source of this 3039-nucleotide messenger RNA. RefSeq names its product phosphate transporter PHO1 homolog 3-like. The transcript is spliced from 12 exons. Gene Ontology annotation, biological process: phosphate ion transport; cellular response to phosphate starvation. Gene Ontology annotation, molecular function: inositol hexakisphosphate binding. The record is from RefSeq and is a predicted model, not a curated record. Lineage: Eukaryota; Viridiplantae; Streptophyta; Magnoliopsida; Cucurbitales; Cucurbitaceae. Bases 256 to 2661 code for a protein of 801 amino acids. Gene Ontology annotation, cellular component: cytoplasm; Golgi apparatus; plasma membrane.
ACAGGAAAGAACAGCAAUUAUCUCUCUCAAACCACAGAUAUACACAGUAGCCGCUUCCACCAAUACAUUCUCUCUUCGUGCAUCUGUGUAAUACGCCAUAGCGCGUCUGCUUGGGUUUUGCUCAGAACCUUCCAUGGCCGCACGCCACAGCUCAAGCCUUUGAAAUGCUCUCUACUCCUCCACCACUAUAUAUAUACCUUUCCUUGUCAUCUUCCUCCUCAUCCUCCCAAUUUCCCUCUGCGUUUGGAUCCCCCAAUGAAGUUCGGCAAGGAAUUCACGGCGCAAAUGGUGCCGGAAUGGCACAACGCCUACAUGGAUUACAAUUUCCUUAAGUCUCUUUUGAAAGAGAUCCAGAGAUUCAAGCUCACAACUGGCUCUCCUCAGCCCCCUCAGCCUUCUGCCUUGAAGCGCAAGCUCACUCUCUACAGAGCCUUCAGCGGUCUCACUCAAGGUUACGCUCAUCCUUCCCCUCCUUCUUCCCAUGCCGAUAUCGAGAGCCAACCCAUUCUCGUUAACUCUUUGCACGAAGAUGGCUCUCAGAAUUACAAGACCACCUUCCUCAUGGCCGCCGAUGAUGGCGCUGAGUACGAACUCGUUUACUUUAGGAGACUCGAUGACGAGUUUAACAAAGUCGAUAAGUUCUAUAGGGCUAAGGUCGAGGAGGUCAUGAAGGAAGCGGAGAUGUUGAACAAGCAGAUGGAUGCGUUGAUUGCUUUCAGAAUCAAAGUCGAGAACCCUCAGGGUUUGGUUUUCGAUAUUUCUGAGAAGACUGUUGAGAUGACUCGUCUGGCUUCUGGAAUUGCUGCUUCUUCCGCUGCCUUGUCCGUUUCCACUCCCAAAGGCGCUUUAUCUGGAAAGAGACCUCACAUGGCCAUGGAGAUAAUUGAGGAAGGCGGGGCCGGUGAGCUUGGACAAUCUGAUGAAUUAAAUGAAGAUGGGGACGAUAUCAACAUGGUAUCAAGAGGUAAACAGGUCGAAGAAGAUAACUCAAGCAAAAGGAAGGGUGUUAGACCACCUCCAUUAGAAGUUCUUGAUCGUGUGAAAAUAAAUCAACCCAUUGAAACACCUCGUUCAACCAUCAAGGGAUUCCUUAAAAUCUCUAAGAACACUGAACUCCAAUUCAGCAGAGACAAUUUAAAUAAAGUUGAAGAACAACUCAAGCAUGCCUUCUCUGUGUUUUACCAGAAACUUAGACUUCUGAAGAGCUUUAGCUUCUUGAAUACACUGGCAUUCUCAAAGAUCAUGAAGAAAUAUGACAAGAUUACAUCAAGAAAUGCCUCAAAAGCCUACAUGAAAACGGUGGACAGUUCUUACCUUGGAAGCUCAGAUGAUGUUGCCAAGUUAAUGGAGAGAGUCGAGAACACAUUCAUCAAACAUUUUUGCAAUGCCAAUCGCAGCAAAGCAAUGAAUAUUUUAAGACCCAAAGCAAAGAGAGAGAGACAUAGGACAACAUUUUCCAUGGGUUUUCUAGCUGGUUGCUCUGCAGCUCUUGUUUUAGCCCUCAUCUUAAUUAUCCGUGCCCGCAAUAUUAUGGAUAGUCGAGGAAGCACGAAGUACAUGGAAACCAUGUUUCCCCUUUACAGCCUGUUUGGAUUUGUUGUUCUGCAUUUGGUUAUGUAUGCUGCGGACAUAUACUUUUGGAGGCGAUAUCGAGUGAAUUAUUCCUUCAUAUUUGGUUUCAAGGAAGGAAAUGAGUUGGGCUAUCGUCAAGUUCUCCUUAUUGCUUUUGCUCUAGCAGUACUUGGACUAGGCUCUGUGCUCUCAAACCUUGACAUGGAAAUGGACCCAAGAACAAAAGAUUUCAAAGCAUUUACUGAACUUAUCCCUCUGUUGGCAGUUGUUCUUGUAACUGCAAUACUUAUCUGCCCGUUUAACAUCAUAUACCGCUCGAGUCGUCUCUUCUUCCUCACUUGUCUGUUUCACAGCAUCUGUGCUCCGCUCUACAAGGUGGUGCUCCCAGACUUUUUCUUAGCUGACCAGCUAACCAGCCAGGUGCAAGCACUCAGAAGUUUGGAAUUUUAUAUUUGCUAUUAUGGUUGGGGAGACUACAGAAUUAGAGUAAACACGUGCAAGGCUAGCGCCGUAUUCCAAACGUUCAGUUUCAUUGUCGCCGUUAUUCCAUACGUGUCGCGCUUUCAGCAGUGCCUUCGUCGACUGUAUGAAGAGAAAGAUAAAAUGCACGCACUAAACGGAUUGAAAUACUCGUUUGCUAUAGCUGCUGUUUGCUUCAGGACAGCAUACAGUCUAUACAAAAACUUAUAUAUUUGGUAUGUACUAGCUUGGGUAUUUUCAGUCAUAGCAGCAGUGUCAGGCACGUACUGGGACCUCGUGAUCGACUGGGGGCUUCUGCAACGGAAUUCGAAGAACCGGUGGUUAAGGGACAAGCUCCUCGUCCCUCAGAAGAGCGUAUACUUCGUUGCAAUGGCAUUGAAUGUGGUGCUGAGACUUGCUUGGAUGCAAACCGUAUUGAACUUCAAAGUCCCUUUCUUGCACAGAGAAGGCUUGGUUGCAAUUGUUGCUAGCUUAGAGAUCCUUCGUCGUGGCAUAUGGAACUUCUUCAGAAUUGAAAACGAGCAUUUGAACAAUGUCGGUAAAUACCGAGCGUUCAAAUCAGUGCCGUUGCCUUUCAACUACGACGAAGAUGAUGAUAAAGAUGAUUGAGGGAUGAUUCAAAAUGGACCCUUUUCUUAUGUUGUAUUUUUAUGAUGUAUAUAGCAAUUUUGCAAGAACUGCGUGUUCUGAGAAUCCAUGGCUAUUAGAAGGUAGAAAUUAAGGAAGGAAAGAGGAAAAUGAAAGAGUUAGUUAAUGAAGAAAUUGCAGAUAAAGCGAAGGGAAAGGGAAAAGGACAAAUCCAGAAAUGGUUUGAAUAUCAUAAGCUGUAAUGUAGAAGAUUAUGAUAUAAGAUCCGUAUGAAAACGAGAGAUUUGAUGUGGUUGGAUGGUCAAGGCCUUCAAUUCCACAACAUGACAACGGUGCAUUGAAUGCAAGCAAUAAAUAGUGGGCCACCUAAUAUAUUUACACCUUACUACCAUAAUUCAA